UUUCCAAAGAAGAAGCAGACUCUGAAAUGGCUCGCUUCGCUCGCCCUUUCAAGCUGGUUUGCUUCGCAAACCAGCUGCAGAUCCCACUUCACGAGCCAUUCAGAGUCUGCAUAGCAGACUACGUUAAGCGUACUUUGUCGUCAAAAGUCCCUACCUUUCAUAUUAAUAUUGCGUGCGUGCGCUGCAGCUGCAUGCUCGAUCUAGCUUCCGUACUGUAUCUUUGCUAUCAUCAACGUCAACAUGGCGAUGCAAGCAGCCCGCCGUCAAAAUGUUCGCCUCCCUCCAGAGGUGAACAGAAUUCUGUAUGUUAGAAACCUGCCUUACAAGAUCACUGCAGAGGAAAUGUACGACAUCUUUGGAAAGUAUGGAGCCAUCAGACAGAUCAGAGUAGGUGUUAAUCCAGACACAAAGGGCACAGCAUAUGUGGUAUAUGAAGACAUCUUUGAUGCCAAGAAUGCCUGUGAUCAUCUCUCAGGUUUCAAUGUGUGUGGCAGGUAUUUGGUUGUUCUCUACUACCAGUCAAAUAGGGCCUUCAAGAAAAUGGAUGAAGCAAAGAAGCAAGCAGAACUAGACAAGAUGAAAGCAAAAUAUGGACUCAGUACACCAGAGAUCAAAUAACACCCCUCAACUAAACUCAUUCAAUAACUUGCCAUCUAACAAUUAAAUAUAUGUGCACUACGAACAGGCGACAACCGGUGGCAUUUAUCAAAGACUCUUAUCAGAUGGACCAAAUAGAAAUCAUGGAGAGGCUUUGUGAAUUGGAUGUGUCUUUGUGAAUUGGAUGUGUCUUAUAGUGCUAGUUGGAUUGUUGAAGAUGAGCCGUAUGUUGUACGAAGAGAAGACAAUGACUUUGGAAGUGAAAAUGGUGCACAUUAAUGCUAAUGCAGGCUGGAAAUGCAUACAUCUUAUGGUCAGCAUGUGUACUUUGGGGAUAUUGAACACAGUAUUACAUUCAUGAAAUUUAUAUCUUGACCCUCUUUCCGCCCGCAUCCCCAUAAAUCAAUGACAUAUCAUCAAGAGAACAUGCAAACAUACAAUCAGUUAAAAGAUUGUGAUGGAUGUUAACAAACUGGUCUUUAUUUUCCAGUCAAAGCAUUGUGAUGAAGACUAUCCAUCUAUGUUAUUGUCCUUUGUCACAGAAACCAUGUAAGGAUGUAAACCUACAGAAAAUUUAAGAAAAAAUGGUUGAGACCAUGAAUUGGUAGGUUUUUCUAAGAAUGACUCAUGGCCAUGAAUGAGUCCACUAUUGCAAACAUUUCCACAAAUAUUAUAGGUUGUACCUGAAAGUAGUCUAGAAAUCAACAUGUGGAUUUACUCAUCUAAUUUGUGUCUAAUCAUCUAAAUAAAAUUCAUUUUGGCUAAAGAAUGAACUAAUAUGUGGGGGUAUGUACAGUUAAGUACAUGCUGAAAGUCACUUUGAUCAUCUCAGGCACCUUGAGACGCCUCAAACUGUGGUCAACUGUGACUAGAUUUUAAACGAAUUUGGAUAAGAUGCUUUGUUAUAUUUACAUGGUUAAUUCUUUCAAAUGUAAGUCCCUUAAUUGCUGUAUGAAUAGAAAUAUUUGUAUUGUAGCCAUUCCUAUAUUUGUAUUUGGAUGACCAUUCUGGAACUCAAGAGAGAGAGGCAGAUUACAAUUUGAAAUUCCAUACCCAGUCCUAUUGAUUUUUUUAAAAUAAAAAUCUAGUUGAACUCAAUUUCACAAUAUGAAGUAGGCUGUAUGUAAAUUCCAGUCAUAAUUUUAAAGGCCCAAAUGUAAAUUACCCAAUGAUAACUAUUGUUUUAAUCUGCAUGUUAUCUAUACACUUUAAAGUCACUUUGUUUUUAUGUGAUGCCUUCAUAGCCAAAUGAUUUGUUAACCCUCAACGAUUUUUGCAAUGCAAAAUCUUUUUACCGUGCUGCUCCCUGACUUUUUAUUUUCAAGUCAUGCGCAUCUUUUGAGAUCAAUUUUGCGACCACCCGAGUACUCGGUUCCGUAAUUACACAACAUUUUGUAAACUGUGUUACUGUAUGCCAGACCGAAAAUUGCUCAAAAACAUGAUUUUGUGUACAAAGUCAAAUGUAAAUUGUGUUUUCAACCAAAAAUCAGAAUUGUGUGAUUAUCUUUAGUUUUGCUGGCCUAAUUGAAUUUAUUUUAUGCUGUUUAUUAUCUCAAUAGAGCCACCGACAAAGUUCAUUAUAAACAAUGAAAAACAAGGGGUCAAAAAACAAAGAAAUACAUGAGAAAUUACAAAAAACAAUAUAAUACAUAAGAAAUUGAUCUGACAUUGCAAUCUUUUUCACGUACAUUUGCUAAGAACACCACUAUGAGUUUCUGUACCAAAAAUAGAUAAUUUGGAGCUUUAUUCAGGGAGUUCAAGGAAGAAGUAUGAUUUUGCAUACUAAUUACGCAUAAAUAAGCAUAAUCACUAAAUAGCAAUUUUCAUGAAAUAAAUUACUAUACGAUUUUGUAGAUUAUGUCCCAGACAACCUGCGUGUGAAUUUUCGGUGUGAUCGAUGGCAGAGAUCUCAAGGGGAGGCACUGCCCCCCCCCCCCCCCUGCCAUAUGAUGUCCCAAAAUACCUCGGCCUGGAUAGGGUUAAACUUCAUCCCAUGACAAUUUGAGAGGGUUCAAGUACUAUUAAACUUUUUAAAGAAUGCAGAUGAGUUCAGAGUCUACUGUCACGUCAUGGGGCUAUCACAUUUUUUUUUUGAAGGGCAAAAUUCAAGUGUUGUUGUGGGGUGCAUACACAGUGCUUUAUCUGUACAGAGAUGCUGCUCUUUUAUGCUAUUUCCGAAUCAUUCAUUUAUGGAAUGUAUAUAGUUAUAGUAACUACCAGUUCUUAUCAACCACUUAUAAAGAAAUGAUUUUGGAAGUAAGAAUGGGGAUUAAAAUUAAUAGACCUUAGGGACAUGUCAGAAGCCAAUUAUUUAUGCAUAAGUUACACACAACUUGACUCUGAGUGGUUACCGUUUCUUGUGCUAUGAUUUGUGACUUAAAGAUAAUAUGCUUAACCCCCCAAUUUUGUUUCUCCAUAAUUGGAGUGCAUUCCCUAAAACCCUACUAAAUUUUGAAAUCAGUAAUUCAUUUACAUAAAGAUGCUUCUACAAAAAUUGUAUUUCAAGUUUCUACUGGAGCUGAUGAAUCAUAACAAGAGAUUCUGAUUUAGUAGCCAAGAAAGGGUCACCCUUGUGAGUGUAACUUGUAACAGCUUUAUGAAAUACUAACCUUGGACUUGGCCUCAAUGAGAGGACGUUUAUUUUUUGCAUUCUCUAUGUAAUCUCUUAUUUUUAGAAAAAUAAAUUCAGGUACAUAAUCCCCAUCCUCCUCUCCCUAAAUGAAUAUACUGCAGAGGUAUUUAUUCUGAAAUUUAUUUGUUCUCUGUUUAAUCAUGACCAUGUUGACAGACAAAGAUGUAAAUAUUUGUGAAUAAAUGUUUUAAUAUGAAA
Molecule: messenger RNA, 3427 nt
Organism: Lytechinus pictus (painted urchin)
Lineage: Eukaryota; Metazoa; Echinodermata; Echinoidea; Temnopleuroida; Toxopneustidae
Product: splicing factor 3B subunit 6-like
Exons: 4
Coding region: 241-618 (125 amino acids)
Cellular component (GO): nucleus; cytoplasm
Molecular function (GO): mRNA binding
Source: RefSeq, a predicted model, not a curated record